UCAGUCCCUCCUACCCCUUUAAGAGUAAAGAAUUUAUGGGUGGAACAAAUUCUAAACGGGGGAGCUCUAGUCAACGUUCAUCCUCAAGGUCCAGUUCACGUUCCUGGAGUGAUCCUCAAUAUCAAUCACCUUAUUUGCCACAAAGCCAAGCUCAUGGGCCUCUCGGUUAUUACGGGCAUCCAUCUCCAAGUUAUGGUGGUGUUCGUGCUCCAGAGCAAAAAAAGAGGCCAGACAGGAAGUUUUCAAGGAUAGAUGAUAAUUAUAAAAGCUUGGACCAGGUAACUGAGGCUCUGGCACAUGCUGGCCUAGAGUCUUCCAAUCUCAUUGUCGGUAUUGAUUUUACAAAGAGCAACGAGUGGACAGGUGGAAGGUCAUUUCAGAGGAGAUGCCUGCAUCACAUCAGUCAUGAACAAAAUCCAUAUGAACAAGCUAUAUCUAUCAUUGGAAAAACAUUGUCUUCAUUUGAUGAGGAUAACUUAAUUCCCUGUUUUGGAUUCGGAGAUGCAUCAACACAUGACCAGGAAGUUUUUAGUUUCUUUCCUGACGAGAGAAUUUGUCAUGGAUUUGAAGAAGUGUUGGCACGGUAUAGGGAAUUGGUCCCACAGUUAAAGCUUGCAGGACCAACAUCAUUUGCCCCAAUUAUUGAGAUGGCAAUCACCAUAGUUGAGCAAAGUGGAGGCCAAUACCAUGUCUUAUUAAUCAUAGCAGAUGGGCAGGUGACAAGAAGUGUUGACACCGAGCAUGGGCAGUUGAGUUCACAAGAAAAGAAAACUGUAGAAGCUAUUGUGAAAGCUAGUGAAUAUCCCCUGUCAAUCGUAGUAGUUGGAGUUGGAGAUGGGCCAUGGGACAUGAUGAGAGAAUUUGAUGAUAACAUCCCUGCCCGAGCAUUUGAUAAUUUCCAGUUUGUGAAUUUCACAGAAAUAAUGUCAAAGAACAUGGAUCGGUCGAGAAAGGAAGCAGAGUUUGCACUUGCUGCCUUGAUGGAAAUACCCUCCCAGUACAAGGCAACACUGGAACUUAAUAUCUUGGGUGCUCGUAGAGGGAAAGAUAUAGACAGGAUUCCUCUACCACCACCUCAAUAUGGUGCAGCAUCUUUCAACUCCCCAAAAUCUUCACGUCAAAACAGUUUUUGUCCCACUGCACCAUCUCUCAGGCAUGAUGCUGGCACGAAUCCUCCAGCGAGUUCUGCUUCUGAUAGUCAUGUUUGUCCCAUUUGCCUCUCCAAUCAUAAGGAUAUGGCCUUUGGUUGCGGGCAUCAGACAUGCUGUGAGUGCGGACAAGAUCUUGAGUUAUGCCCCAUUUGCAGGAGUACCAUUGGUACUAGAAUAAAACUUUAUUAGAUGAUAUCUCUGAAAACUUGUGUAUGGCUUUUCAUGUUGAGGUAUGAAACCGAGUUUUGUGCAAGUUUCUUGGUGAAGAGGAAGGAGGACGGGUGGAAAAGGUUUGC
Messenger RNA from Gastrolobium bilobum, 1447 nucleotides. Its product is annotated as E3 ubiquitin-protein ligase RGLG2-like. The transcript is spliced from 12 exons. Bases 36 to 1340 code for a protein of 434 amino acids. NCBI's taxonomy places the organism in Eukaryota, Viridiplantae, Streptophyta, Magnoliopsida, Fabales, Fabaceae. The record is from RefSeq and is a predicted model, not a curated record.